AUGUGCGGCAUCUUCGGCUAUAUCAAUUAUCUCGUCGAGAGAGACCGUAAAUACAUCAUUGAUACCUUGCUCAAUGGACUCUCCAGACUGGAAUACCGCGGUUACGACUCGGCGGGCUUUGCAGUGGAUGGUGACAAAAAGAACGAAGUUUGCGCUUUCAAGGAAGUUGGUAAGGUCGCGAAACUGAAGGAGCUUAUUGAGGAAUCCAAGCCCGACAUGACGAAGACUUUCGAGUCCCACGCUGGCAUUGCUCACACCCGCUGGGCUACUCACGGAACACCCUCUCGCCAGAAUUGCCACCCUCACCGGUCUGAUCCAAACUGGGAAUUCGCAGUAGUUCACAACGGCAUCAUUACGAACUACAAGGAACUCAAAGCUCUGCUAGAGAGCAAGGGGUUCCGGUUUGAGACGGAAACUGACACCGAAUGUAUUGCGAAGCUUGCGAAAUACUUGUACGACCAGCAGCCCGACAUUGAGUUCACAGUCCUCGCCAAGGCCGUCGUGAAAGAGCUCGAGGGUGCUUUUGGCCUCCUUAUUAAGUCUGUCCAUUACCCACAUGAGGUAAUUGCGGCUCGCAAGGGUUCUCCGCUCGUCAUCGGUGUGAGGACGUCAAAGAAGAUGAAAGUGGACUUCGUUGAUGUGGAGUACUCAGAAGAUGGAGCUCUUCCCGCUGAGCAGGCUUCUCAGAACGUAGCUAUCAAGAAGUCCGCUACCGGACUUCUGGCUCCACCUGAUAAAUCCCUCCUGCACCGGUCGCAGUCGCGUGCGUUUCUCUCCGAUGAUGGCAUCCCUCAGCCGGCAGAGUUUUUCUUGUCUUCUGAUCCCUCUGCGAUCGUUGAGCACACAAAGAAAGUGCUUUAUCUCGAAGAUGAUGACAUCGCCCAUGUCCAUGAAGGUCAACUGAAUAUCCACCGCCUCACGAAGGAUGAUGGUACCUCGAACGUCCGCGCUAUCCAAACCAUUGAGCUUGAGCUUCAGGAAAUCAUGAAGGGCAAAUUCGAUCAUUUCAUGCAGAAGGAAAUUUUUGAACAGCCCGAGUCAGUUGUCAAUACCAUGAGAGGUCGGCUGGAUGUUGCAAACAAGCAAGUCACUCUCGGGGGGCUUCGGCAGUAUAUUUCCACUAUUCGUCGCUGCAGGCGUAUCAUUUUCAUUGCUUGUGGAACCAGUUAUCAUUCAUGCAUGGCCGUACGUGGUGUUUUUGAAGAGCUCACUGAGAUCCCCAUAUCAGUUGAACUUGCCUCGGACUUCUUGGACAGACAGGCGCCUGUUUUCCGGGACGAUACUUGUGUUUUUGUUUCCCAAUCGGGUGAGACCGCCGAUUCGCUUUUGGCUCUUCGCUAUUGCCUUGAACGAGGAGCAUUGACCGUCGGCAUUGUCAAUGUCGUGGGAUCUUCCAUUUCUCUAUUGACCCACUGUGGUGUGCAUAUCAAUGCUGGUCCUGAAAUUGGCGUUGCUUCUACCAAGGCCUAUACGUCCCAGUUCGUUGCCAUGGUCAUGUUCGCACUCUCUCUGAGCGAGGAUCGCGCGUCGAAGCAAAAGCGACGGGAGGAGAUCAUGGACGGUCUUUCCAAAAUCUCUGGACAGUUCAGAGAGAUCCUGAAACUGAAUGAACCCAUCAAACAGAUGUGCGCGAAAUUUUUCAAGGACCAAAAGAGUUUACUUCUUUUGGGCAGAGGCAGUCAAUUCCCCACGGCUCUCGAAGGAGCACUCAAAAUCAAGGAAAUAUCCUAUCUCCAUUGUGAGGCGGUCAUGUCGGGUGAGCUGAAACACGGUGUCCUUGCUUUGGUCGAUGAGAAUCUGCCCAUUAUCAUGAUUCUUACGAGGGACAAUAUCUUCUCAAAAUCUCUGAAUGCUUAUCAGCAGGUGAUUGCUCGCGGUGGUCGCCCUAUUGUGAUCUGUAACCAUGACGACCCAGAGUUCUCUUCCGCCCAGACCGAAAAGAUCGAGGUCCCGAGGACCGUCGACUGUCUGCAAGGUCUUCUCAACGUUAUUCCACUGCAGCUUAUUGCCUACUGGCUUGCUGUUGGAGAGGGACUCAACGUUGAUUUCCCUCGCAACCUCGCAAAAUCGGUCACUGUUGAAUAG
Molecule: messenger RNA, 2085 nt
Organism: Aspergillus thermomutatus
Lineage: Eukaryota; Fungi; Ascomycota; Eurotiomycetes; Eurotiales; Aspergillaceae
Gene: gfa1
Product: glutamine--fructose-6-phosphate transaminase (isomerizing) GFA1
Exons: 6
Coding region: 1-2085 (694 amino acids)
Biological process (GO): UDP-N-acetylglucosamine metabolic process; fructose 6-phosphate metabolic process; protein N-linked glycosylation
Molecular function (GO): carbohydrate derivative binding; L-glutamine:D-fructose-6-phosphate transaminase (isomerizing) activity
Source: RefSeq, a predicted model, not a curated record